Messenger RNA from Haemonchus placei, 519 nucleotides. Lineage: Eukaryota; Metazoa; Nematoda; Chromadorea; Rhabditida; Trichostrongylidae. The record is from the annotation of a GenBank genome assembly.
AUGACUUUAUUUAGGAUCAUCUUCGUCGCCUUGAUUGUGUUCUGCCUCUCCGUGCUAACAGCAGACGCCCAAUUUUUCGGCUAUCCCUAUAUGGGCCUAGGAUACGGUUACGGUGGCCUUGGUAUGAUGGGACUUGGCUACGGUAUGGGAGGUUAUGGCAUGUGGCUACGAUUACUGAAUUGUCUUGGAACGUUGGGAUCAUGUUUGCAAUGUACUGGCAUUCGAAAGCUUUCGAAUAAACACAAUGCUGUUCCUACUCAACUACGUGACAACAUAAAACUUGCUUUAGUAUUUAAGCUCAAGACCAUCUGGAAACCACAAGCACCGCCCUUCGUUAUCAACAUGGCGCUCUCAUCACUAGUCAUGCUAGUCGCUGUGAUUAUGUUCUGCCUUUCCGUGACAACUACGAACGCUCAAUUUUGGGGCAUGUGGCCGUAUAUGGGCCUUGGAUGGGGCUACGGUGGCCUCGGCAUGAUGGGGCUUGGCUAUGGUAUGGGCUACGGUAUGUGGGGACGCUAA